Messenger RNA from Stylonychia lemnae, 963 nucleotides. NCBI's taxonomy places the organism in Eukaryota, Ciliophora, Spirotrichea, Sporadotrichida, Oxytrichidae. The record is from the annotation of a GenBank genome assembly.
AUGAAGAGACAGCAAACAAUCUAAGGAUAUGAUCUAGACACUCUCGAAGUACUACCAUUAUUAAGCUAUAAAAGUGCUGAAAGUAUGUGGCACCCAAUAGUCAAAGAUGAUUAUCUUUUUACAUAUUAAUCUAGUACUCAUAAGUAUUUAAUUUAUGAGAUAAAAAAUAGAUCAUUCACUCAAAAAAGAAUAACUUCUCCAAUUUUUCCUGAAGAAACUUUAAAGUAUUACGGAAGAAAUUGUAAUUUUUAAAGAAGUCCAUUUGAUAACAACAUUGAAUUUUAUUAAUUGAGCACAAAUGAGCAAGGUAAAUAUCAAGAAAAUACCUGGCUUUAAAAAUGCGAUCCUUUUAGGCAAAAUUAAAUCAAUAUUUCAAAGUAAAACUGUAACGUAGAUUAUCCUCUUAUUAAACUCAAUCACUUACCACAUGCAAAAUUUGUAGAGAUUGAUAAGAAUAAUGGUAUGAGCUAUUUUCACGAAGAAAAUGACAAGAAAAUAGCCUUUAUAUCCUCAUUUUUUACAACAGAUGAAAUUGUAAAAAUCAGAGAGUCUAAACUAAAAAGUAAUGAUUGCUUACUUACUGAGCUGAAUAAUCUGACAACUUAUCUUAAAUUUUAUCCUGGAAUUGGUAAUAUCUUGAAUUAGAUGGCUCUUAGGCCUUUGAUAUUGGAAUAUAUUGGAAAGUAACUCUCUAUCAUGGAAAAGUCAUAAAUUCCACUGAUUAUCCUUAAAAAUGAAAUUAAUGGAAAAUCACCAAUAGAUGUAGCAUGUGAGAAAAACUAGCUAAAAAGUUUAAAUAUUCUGCUUGAGUUAAUGACAAAAUACCAAAAUGAUCAUGGGCUCAACUAUCUUAUUGAUAAUAAAUUAGUUUACCUUAUUUAAAAAGGUCUUGAUUUAACUGAAUAUUUUGAAAGUUACUUACCUAAGAGUAAAUAACUUGAUUAGACCAAACUAGAUCAUUGA